Penicillium manginii is the source of this 1071-nucleotide messenger RNA. Its product is annotated as velvet factor family protein. The coding region runs from base 1 to 1071 and encodes 356 amino acids. Lineage: Eukaryota; Fungi; Ascomycota; Eurotiomycetes; Eurotiales; Aspergillaceae. The record is from RefSeq and is a predicted model, not a curated record. The transcript is spliced from 4 exons.
AUGUACGCUAUAGAACAGGAAAGGGCCCAUCCGCUGCCACAGCCCCCUCCUCUCUCAAUGGACCGCAUCCCUGCCCCGUCCGCCGCCUAUCCCACCCCCGGCUCCGCUUCUCUUCUUCCCUCCGAUCACCUCGCCCCCAUCGAGACCGAAUAUGAUGGUCGCAAAUGGUCCUUACAGGUCGUGCAACAGCCAAUCCGCGCCCGGAUGUGCGGCUUUGGUGACAAGGACCGAAGACCCAUCACUCCACCCCCGUGCAUUCGACUCAUCGUGCGCGAUAUCCACUCCGGCAAAGAAAUUGACAUCAAUGAGAUCGACACAUCCUUCUACGUCCUCACCGUUGACCUAUGGAACGCCGAUGGUACCAAUGAGGUAAACCUGGUUAAACACUCCGCUACUUCGCCCUCCAUCUCGACCGCCAUGUCCUCCUCAUACCCUCCCCCACCUCAAAACAACAUCUCCCCAACCUACGCCGGAUAUGGUCAAAAUGCCUACGGAGCCCAGCCAGUCGGAUAUCCCGCCAUGAACUACUACGGUGGCGGGCAGAUGUAUCCGAAUCAACACCCAUAUGCCCAGCAACCGGUCGGCUAUCCAUCCUACGGGUUUCCCCCGGGUGGCCAAAUGCCCGCCGCCAUGUCCCCUGCGCAACCUGUCUCGGGCGGCCCUGGAGGAAUGUUCACCCGCAAUCUAAUCGGUAGUCUAAGCGCCAGCGCAUUCCGAUUGACCGAUCCGGACAACAAGAUCGGCGUAUGGUUUAUUCUGCAAGAUCUGAGUGUGCGGACUGAAGGCUCAUUUCGGCUGAAGAUGAGUUUCGUUAAUGUUGGAACGCCAUCUACCGAUUCAAGUAAUGGUGCCCCUGUGAUCAACCAGGGCUCAGCCCCCGUUCUCGCUUCCGUCUUUAGUGAACCUUUCCAAGUCUUCUCCGCCAAGAAGUUCCCCGGUGUCAUCGAGAGCACCCAACUGAGCAAGUGCUUCGCGCUGCAGGGUAUCAAAAUACCUAUCCGAAAGGAUGGAGUAAAGGGACCUCGUGGCCGAGGUGGGGACGGCGACGACGACGACGGUGACGACUAUUAA